Messenger RNA from Glarea lozoyensis ATCC 20868, 1371 nucleotides. RefSeq lists its product as uncharacterized. NCBI's taxonomy places the organism in Eukaryota, Fungi, Ascomycota, Leotiomycetes, Helotiales, Helotiaceae. The transcript is spliced from 5 exons. The record is from RefSeq and is a predicted model, not a curated record. Bases 1 to 1371 code for a protein of 456 amino acids.
AUGUUGGAACCGCGGUACACGCUUAUAAUUGUUAUCGACCCAGGAACGAGCUCUAUGACAGCAAGUUAUGCCAUCGUGCGCGAUAUAUUUGACAACUUGGGAAAUAGAGUUCGUUACCAAAUAAACGAACCAACAGCCCUGGACGAAUGGCCAGAUUCACCCAUUGGUGUCAAUCCAGGACAUGUCUGCGUACCAUGCGUUCAAAUAUACUCUAAGGCGACCAAGCGCCAGCUACACUGGGGUUUUGGGGCUGAAGAGUAUCUCAAGGACACAAAUUCAGGUGACGACUUUGACGACGUCUUGGUCGUUGAACACAUCAAGUCCCUUCUCAAAGACCUCAGAGAAGUUCACGACGUGGACAAAGUUUCUCACCUGCCACAUCUGGUUCAGGCAAAGAAGAUUCUAGAAGACGUUUUAGAAAAGAAAGCGAUCGAUGUCUUCAAAGAUCUUCUGACAGAAGUUAUCUCCCAUAUACUGGGAAGUGCUGUUCUAGAGUACACGCCUUGGGGCUACUUUUCGCAACCUAUAAAUGUUGAAGUAGGAUUCUGCUUGCCCAGUGAGUGGAGUGAAGCUCUACAUUCUAGUGUUGCACACGCUGUGUCCAAAUCUUCAGAGACGUCUUUAGCGCGGAAUAACAUUAACGUUCAAACAUUUGGCAUCGAAGAUGUACUCACUAUUUCGGAUACCUUAUCAGGGGUUCGUCAGUUCCUGAGACAAACCGUUUUUUAUGAGACUGGCCCGACCGAUCCCCGUCGUGCGGAGAUAAAGCAAAGCUUGAACGAAAACGCAAGUGAGACAGAGAUCAACGAUGUAUUUUCAGCUUUUGAUGUUGGGGCUGAGACUGCGUGCAUCACCGUCCUUCGACUUAUAGCAACGAGUCCAGUGAGGGUAGACCAGUUGGGACCGACUUUAUCUCUACCGUUCUCGGGUGAUGCAGUUGAUAACCACUUCCGAACGCUCCUCGAGAAACGAAUUACAAGUACAGACUUCCCCGGAAACAUACAUUGGGCGAUUGAGAAGAUAGUACGCAGAGUCGAAGAGAAGAAGCAAUGGGUUGGACGACACGCUACAAAUGAUAAGCUUUCCAGGGAACGGGUCACUGGUCUCAGAGCAAAUCCCGAGAAAGGUUUCAAAAAGCACGUUAUUGAAGUAGAUUGGAUUGAGUUGGAGCGCUGUUUUGAUCCCAUCAUCCAUCAGUUAGAACAGCAGAUUUUGGCCACAGUUGUAGAUUACCCUCAGCUCAAAGCUGUGGUUUUUUUAGGGCAGUUUGGUGGAAAUUCGCGAUAUCUACAAGAACGAUUGAAGAAAGGUCUGCUCACAAUGAAUACCCCGUCAAACUUUUCCACAGCCGGUGCGGGAAGUGGGAUGUAA